GUUAAACUAUACUCAAAACACUAAAAAAUACUUAAAAUAUUUAUUUAUUUUCUAUCCAAAUAUUCAAACCAAACCAAUUUAUAUAUUAAGUUUAGGUAUUUUAACAUAUAUUAUUAAAACUUAUAUGUAAUAUUUUAUUUUGUUAAUAGAUUUUGAGUAAUUUUAAAUAUAUAAUGAAUUUUAAAUUUUAAAAAUAAUUUAAAUGAGUUAUUUGAACCUAAAUCGAACCCGCAAAGAUCAUAACAGAACCCGCAAAGAUCAUAGCCGAAUCCGAACCGAAAUUUAGAAAUUAAGUACCCGAAUUGGGCUGAAAUCUUUGACUCCAAAAACAUAAAAUCCGAAUAGAUCCGAACCGAGCCUGAAUGGAUACCGAACGUCCACCCUUAACCAAGUCAGUAUAAAUAAUAUUCCAGCACCUAAUACAAUACCACACUUCACAUUCAAAAACUUGGACUCAUAUGGCUAUAUCUUAAAAGUAAUUCUUUACAAUAUUUGCGUCAAAUAUGUCAGAUCUUUUUAACAACAAAAAUAGUUACAAAGACAAUCAUAUUAAUUUGUUAAAAUAGUUUAAUAAAAUAGUUUAAAUUUUUUUAAAAAUUUAUUUAUAAAAAAUCGAAAUUACAUUUCUAAAUCAAAAUAUUAAAUUACAAACGCAACAUCUAACAUUAGAAAAAAAAACACCAUGUACAACAUUAAAAAUUUGUGAAUAGAAAAAUAAACAUGUACAUGAUAUUUUGUAACAACAACACAAUUCAAUAUAUCUAUAAAAUUUAUUAUGUAAAAGUCAAUUACAUAAAAAUAUUAUAGAUAUAUAAUCUAUUACUAAAUAUGUAUAAAAAUUCGACAGAACAAUAUCCGCGCACAGCGCGGGUUUAUAUCUAGUUUGGAAUAUUAAAUUACAGGGUGAUAUUUGACCAAAAAGGGUUCAAGAUAAGAUUAACAUGACUCAGCCCAAAAAAAAAAGAAUUAAAAAAAAAUCCAAUAUGGUCUACGUUAUGCAUAAAGCCGACAAUAGAGCGAACGCGUAAAGAGGUGGAACAUUACGUACACGUGAAAAUGUAACCGUACCUCGGAGUACAUGCAGUCUUCGCAGACGCAGGAUAUGUUAACAGUGAACGAAUCCACGAUUUUAACUACAUUCAACGCCAAAAUCAGCUUAGACGCAUAUAUAGCAUAGGCAUAUAUACAUAUCUGAAUCAUGAAGAGACAAUGGUGAACGUUAGCAGUGAUCACGGGCACACAUUCAGAGAUGAUGAUGGACAAAACAGCUCCUGACAUUUAGUUAGUAGUACCAAAAUAAGUAAAAUCUAAGGACCAAGAAUGGAAUCUUGACUUAUUCUGCAUAAUAGUCUUAAACUGGAAAGAAAUCACCGGGAAUAUAUUAGAAAUACUAUCAGAUAUCUCUUCAUAUGAUAUAUAUGUCCAAAUAUUUCCACGUAGAUGACGUCUAUUACUGGCCGAGGAAAAUCUCUAUAUAAGAAAGACGAGGUAGAGUAAAUCUCUCUUCAAUACACCACUUUGAAAUCUCAAAACAAAAAUAAAGACUAAACCAAAAAUAAAAAAGAGCGAUAAAAAUGGCUAGGGGAUAUCGUUUUUUCAUCAUCCUUUCGGUAAUCUCAUUGUUUGCAGAGACAAUUGAUUCUCGAAUACUAGAUCGUCAUAGUUUUCCAGAUGGUUUCAUUUUUGGAACGGCUGCUUCUGCGUAUCAGUACGAAGGAGCAACAUCUGAAGGUGGAAAGUCUCCAGCUAUAUGGGACCACUUCAGCCGCACUUACCCAGAGAGGACCAAAAUGCAUAACGCGGAUGUAGCAAUUGAUUUUUAUCACCGUUAUAAGGAUGACAUCAAGUUGAUGAAGGAGCUAAACAUGGACGCUUUCAGAUUCUCAAUCUCGUGGGCCAGAUUAAUUCCCAGUGGAAAGCUAAAGGAUGGAGUAAACAAAGAAGGUGUACAAUUCUACAAGGAUCUUAUCGACGAACUUCUUGCUAAUGACAUACAACCUUCAAUGACACUAUACCACUGGGACCAUCCACAAUCUUUGGAGGACGAAUAUGGUGGCUUUUUAAGCCCUAAAAUUGUCGAAGAUUUUCGAGAUUUUGCAAAAGUUUGUUUCGAAGAGUUUGGAGAUAAAGUUAAAAUGUGGACAACGAUCAAUGAGCCGUACAUUAUGACUAUUGCGGGUUACGACCAAGGUAACAAGGCGGCUGGACGAUGCUCCAAAUGGGUAAGCGAGAAGUGUCACGCUGGUGAUUCGAGUACUGAGCCUUACAUUGUUUCGCACAACGUUCUUCUAGCUCAUGCCGCUGCAGUAGAUGAAUUCAGAAAAUGUAAAAAGACUUCAGCUGAUGGUCAAAUUGGGAUAGUUUUGUCACCAAGAUGGUUUGAGCCAUAUCAUUCUGACUCUACCGAUGAUAAAGAAGCAGCUGAACGAGCUCUUGCUUUUGAAUUUGGAUGGCAUCUUGAUCCAGUGAUUCAUGGAGAUUAUCCAGAGAUAGUAAAAAAAUAUGCGGGGAAAAAGUUGCCUUCAUUUACCGUGGAACAAUCAAACAUGCUGAAAAAAUCAUCAGAUUUUGUUGGAAUAAAUUACUAUACAGCGCGUUUCGCUAGUCACCUUCCUCACAUCGAUCCAGCAAAGCCUCGGUUCAAAACUGAUCAUUACGUCGAAUGGAAACUGACUAACCACAGUGGCCACAUCAUCGGACCUGGGGAUGAAAGGGGAUUAAUAUUGUCAUACCCGGAGGGCUUGCGGAAAGUUCUAAAUUAUAUCAAAGAUAGAUACAACAACAUGCCGGUCUACAUUAAAGAAAAUGGAAUCAACGAAAACGACGAUGGUACAAGGCCAAGAGAAGAGAUUCUUAAGGAUACAUUUAGGAUUGAGUACCAUGACAAACAUUUCCAACAACUUCAUAAAGCUAUAGUGGAAGACGGGUGUGACGUAAGAGGAUAUUAUGCAUGGUCAUUGAUGGACAACUUUGAAUGGGAACAUGGAUACACUGCUAGAUUUGGUCUUUACUAUGUUGACUUUGUCAAUGGUCUCAAACGUUAUCCAAAAGACUCGGUCAAAUGGUUUAAGCGGUUCCUUAAUAGAUCGAACGGAGAGACUAAAGAAGUGAAAGAGGUGUCACAUGAGAAGUCACGUUCUUAUGGAAAUAAGACUUUGCAUGAUUUUGAUGAAUCAGCGGGAUUUUUUGUAUCUUUCAUGGCGGCGAACCAAUCCACGAGAGAUGAAGAGCAAAAUCGAUGUUCAUUUGAUUCUACUUAUCCAACGUCAAUUUAUUGAUUUUAGAACCCUUAUGGUUGAAUAUGUGCAAACAUUUUUCAGAAGGAAAUGAAAGAAUAUAAAUAGUAUUUUAUUUCAAUUUUUAAAACAACAUACGUCUUUUGGGUAAUAUUUCAUACUGCUAGCAAAUUAGUCAUCGUACCACAACUUCAACUUUUUCCUAUAGUAAAAGGUUGGAUCACAUGAUUGAUAUGGACCAUGUCACAUGGUCUAGUUGUGGCUUUAUGAACACUUAUAUCAAAGUCAAAAACGACACAAGCAAUAAUGGGAGAAAAAACUUGUAGCUUUCUACUUUUUUUCUUUUGUCAACAAAACUUAUCCCUUGUUCAAAACACUGGAUCAAAGUGGAAAACGAAAGCAAACGAUCCGAGGUACUACUAUUAAGUACACCAGAAACAAACAAAGUAGGAUCUAUGUUUUUUACUUUUUAAUAGAUUUUGAUUUUCUUCCGUUCAGGUAGAGCCAAACUCACUGCCCUCCAAUUUUCGAAAGUAGGGAAACUGGUCCUGAAUCGUGACCAAGUGUCUCUCUUUCUCUAUACGAUGUGGCAACAACCUAUUGGCUGACGUAUUUUAAAUACGUUUUCAUGCAGUAUAGAGUAUAGACGUGUAAAUAUCAGAGAACUCAGUUUUGCGUUUCUAUUUUGUAUUUUAUUGAAAACGUAGAGUACUUUGAUUAAUCAUUUAUUUUGAUUUAGCUAGCAUACAAUACUUGAAUUAAUUACUUUACAGCUAAGCAAGCAAAAAUAUAUCAAACUAUUUUUUGAUAAAGUUUAUUUCAACUUUUUUUUACAAUUAUUUUUAGUCGUGGUGGAGUUAGGCAAAGUAGUAUGAUCAAAAGAAAAUCUAACACGUCUGAGGUCUGCCAACAUUUUGUACAUAUAAUUAAGAAACAUAUAAUUCGAGAUUAGCUAGAGGGCUACGCUACGCGUCGAGACGGUGAUGGUUUCAUCAGAACUAUUUGUUGCUGAACAAAUCGAGUACACCGGCAGAAACAAACAGUAAGAGCAGAGGAUUCACCGGAGGUAAAGGCGGAAUCUCAGCUCUACACAACGGACACGUCGUCAUCUCACAAAACCAUGUAUCGAUACAGUCUGUGUGGAAACAGUGAC
Messenger RNA from Brassica rapa (field mustard), 4389 nucleotides. RefSeq names its product beta-glucosidase 30. Gene Ontology annotation, biological process: carbohydrate metabolic process; glucosinolate catabolic process; response to salt stress. The record is from RefSeq and is a predicted model, not a curated record. NCBI's taxonomy places the organism in Eukaryota, Viridiplantae, Streptophyta, Magnoliopsida, Brassicales, Brassicaceae. Gene Ontology annotation, molecular function: beta-glucosidase activity.